Spathaspora passalidarum NRRL Y-27907 is the source of this 189-nucleotide messenger RNA. RefSeq lists its product as uncharacterized. NCBI's taxonomy places the organism in Eukaryota, Fungi, Ascomycota, Pichiomycetes, Serinales, Debaryomycetaceae. The transcript has 2 exons. Bases 1 to 189 code for a protein of 62 amino acids. The record is from RefSeq and is a predicted model, not a curated record.
AUGCUAAGUAGCUCCUGUUUGCUCGUUUUUUUUUUUGUUGUUGUUUUUCGGCAAAUCUUGAAUGAAAUAGUUUCUGAUACAUUUACUAAACGAGUUACGGGAUUCUUAGUUGGUAAUACGAUUUGUGGCUGGGUUACAGUGGUUUAUGCACGUGUUUAUCUAAAUCCCAAUUCUGGUGUCACUAGUUAA